CAAACUACGAGUGAUUUUUAUUUAUCAAGACAAUAUUUUCAUUUAUCUUUAAAGUAUGUUUUUAUAGUGAAAGAACUGAUUGAAUUUGAGAACUGGACAGGUAAAUGAUGCUGCGUCUGCGUUGCAAAGCCAAGAACGGGACCCAUCUGAUGCAGGGCCUUACACACCAGUCAUGUGUUCAGGAGCUUAAAGAUAAGAUUGAGGAGCUAACAGGAAUACCAUGUGAAGUACAGAAGAUCAUGGUAGGCUAUCCACCAUCCAACCUGGAUCUACGCAACGGUGAAGCCCACCUCAAAGAUUACCCUAUCAAAUCAGGAGACACGCUGAUUGUAGAGGAGGAGAAGAACAAACCCAAACCCCAAUCACAAAUCAUUGUGACCAAAAGGCCCAGUCUUGACCUGUCCCCAAUUCUAAAGCGGCACGUCGUCCCUGCUGACAACUCUUGUCUGUUUACCAGUGUGUACUACAUUAUGGAGGGAGGUGUUUAUGACCCAGGCUGUGCGCCUGAAAUGCGCGGGCUCAUCGCAGAGAUUGUAGCUAGUAACCCCACUGCGUACUCAGAGGCAGUAUUGGGCAAGACUAAUGAGGACUAUUGCUCCUGGAUCUGUCGCAAUGACACGUGGGGAGGAGCCAUUGAGGUUUCAAUCCUCUCGAAGUUCUACCAGUGUGAGAUUUGUGUUGUUGACACUCAGACUGUGCGUGUCGACCGCUUCGGCGAGGAUGCUGGUUACACUAAACGAGUGCUGCUAAUUUAUGAUGGGAUUCAUUAUGACCCACUCCAGAAGGUGGUGCCCAAUUCAGAUAUUCCCGUACAGACUGUGUUCUCUACCACCGAUGACAUAAUUUUGGCCCAAGCGCUGGAGCUCGCCGAUGAGGCGCAGAGGAAACGUCAGUACACAGACGUCAAUCGCUUCGCUCUGCGCUGCAUGGUGUGCCAGACUGACCUGGUGGGGCAGAAGGAAGCAAGGGAACAUGCCAAGGAGACCGGCCAUACCAACUUCGGGGAGGUGUGACACUCUUCGCUCUGUUUCUGAAACCAUCCCCACCUUUGCCACAUCACUGCCACGCCACCUGACAUGGUACCUGCUCUUUCUCUGCUGCCUGUUCCAGCUUGGUACAGUCCUCUAUCUCACAUUGUCUAGUGGCUUCAGGAGACUCUCACAUGUCGAGUUCCCCCAAGAAUUCAGUAUUCUUUUAACUUUGAGGUUGAAGUAUUAAAUGUGCUUGUGUUCUUGA
Carassius carassius (crucian carp) is the source of this 1236-nucleotide messenger RNA. Its product is annotated as ubiquitin thioesterase OTU1-like. Gene Ontology annotation, biological process: protein deubiquitination; endoplasmic reticulum unfolded protein response. NCBI's taxonomy places the organism in Eukaryota, Metazoa, Chordata, Actinopteri, Cypriniformes, Cyprinidae. Gene Ontology annotation, cellular component: cytosol; nucleus. The record is from RefSeq and is a predicted model, not a curated record. The coding region runs from base 105 to 1013 and encodes 302 amino acids. The transcript has 3 exons. Gene Ontology annotation, molecular function: protein binding; cysteine-type deubiquitinase activity.